AUAUUAUAAUAAUAAAAUCAGAAUUGACGACGAGAAAGACGAGCCUCGAGGCGACGCUAACGCUUGGGAGAAAUCGCCCGCUCUCUCUCUUGUACUCCGCUCCUGUCUCUUCUCGCUUCGUCCCCUAUCCCCGAAUCCUAAUCGAUCUGAGAAUUCGGCGCUCCCGAUCACCGGAAACCAUGGCGUGCUCGAUCGCCGUCGAGGAGCUUUCCGCCGCCGAGCUCCUCCUCCGGGCCGCGGCGAUGGUGCCGGCGUCCCACUACCUCUUGGCCGGCCUCCUCCUCCUUCUCGUUUUCCUCUACAACUUCCUCGAGUAUCACCUCGGCGGCGACCUCAUUCGUGGGUGCAGGGGCAAUCCGGUGACCCUUACUUUCGACCCGGCCUCCAAGAUCUAUGAGGGGGUCGUCUCCAAAUGCCGAAUCCUUCACGGGAGGUACUUGGCCACACCGUGGCUCGCGAGCCCCCAUUUCCAGACUGCGUUUCUGAAUUUCUUCGGGAAUCCUCCUGUUUUUAACUACAGAAGGCAGUUAUUCUCUGUGCAUGAUGGUGGAACUAUUGCUUUAGAUUGGUUGCUUCCUUCUGAUGUCUGAUUGCUUCUAUAAUGCUGGAUGGACGGAAGAUGUUCGGGAAGUUGUUAACCAUCUUCAUCGAGAAUAUCCAAAGGCUCCUCUUUUUACUGUUGGGACAAGUAUUGGCGCCAAUAUUCUGGUCAAAUAUCUUGGAGAAGAUGGGGAAAAUACACCUGUUGCUGGUGCUGCAUCUAUUUGCUCUCCUUGGGAUCUGGUGGUAUGUGACAGGUUCAUUACUCGCAAGCUUGUGCAACGUUUUUAUGACAGAGCUCUUACAAUUGGUCUCAAGGGUUAUGCUCGAUUACAUCAACCUAUCUUAACUCGUCUUGCAAACUGGGAAGGCAUUCGAAAGUCCUGUUCUGUCCGAGACUUUGACAAUCAUGCCACUUGCCAUGUUGGAAAAUUUGAGACAGUGGAUACAUACUAUCGCCGCUGUAGCAGUGCUAGUUAUAUUGGGAAUGUAUCAGUGCCACUGCUUUGCAUCAGUGCUUUGGACGAUCCAGUCUGUACAAAGGAGGCAAUUCCUUGGGAUGAGUGCAGAGCGAACAAAAACAUUGUUUUGGCAACAACAGCUCAUGGUGGACAUCUUGCAUAUUUUAAAGGACUAACCGCACGUAGCUUAUGGUGGGUGGGAGCCGUCCACGAGUUUCUUAAUGUUCUACACUCAAGCCCAUUCAUGCAUGGCCAGAAAAAGACAUUACAUCCUGGCUUGCAUUCUUCUCUGGAAUCGUCCAUUGAUAAGAGCCCAUAUGUGAAUAUCAUGGAAGAUGGAAUGGUUGCUGCAAUGAAAAAUGAAGGAGAAGGUUCCAGCAAUACACUGGACUUACCUGAUGAUAAGAUAAAUCAUGACAUGAGAUCUGAGAACGAUUUUGUGGUUUCUGACCCAAGAGAACCAAUAACAGAAGCAAGCACAGAUCCUGUUCAUGAGGUUUCCCCUUCAUCAGUUGAGAAGACAGCGAAUGAGACUUAUUCCAAACUUAUCCAUGCUGUGAUGGGUCCAAUGAAGAGAUCCACAAACCAGCUGUCACGACAUUAUAGAACAUCAAUAUGGUUGCUCGCAUACAUUGCCAUCAUGACAAGCUGGCCUUUCAUUGGCACUCUCCUAAAUAUCUUCAGGAGGAAAUUCAAGGGUUCUUUGCCAGCAUCUUUGCUUAGAAGAUAAGAAUGAGAACGCCUAUAUCUGACAUGUAUGUAUCUUUAUCACCUGAUGGCAUGCAGGUAACUUUUUGUUUAAAUAAACUAUAUGAUAGACUUUCACAAGGUUAUAGACCUUUGGAUAUCUUCAUGAUAGAGCCUAGAAUUCGUCCUUCUACAUCAAAAGGGCAGCUGUAAAAUCUCUUUCAUAGAGGCAGAUGAUUGACAAACAGAUCCUUGUCUGGGAAAUUCAUCAAUUCUGCAUCAUUGUUUGCAUCGAUGCUGAAGUAUGGCAACACACACCACCAAAAGGCAAAACAUGGCAGUUACACCCUACCCUUCUUGUGGAUAUGGAACUCCAAACCUGUUUGACCUGCCCAUGCCACUCCUUCAGGAUGUCUGAAACUGGGACUGGAAUUAAUCUAGCAGAGUGCUACUUUACGCUUGCUGCUUACCAUGUACAAUUAGCAGGCUUCUCAUGGAACAACAAAUGGAAAUGCUGGGCGCGACGGGCUACACCUAUGAUUGGCCUGUCCAUCCCAGGGUGCAGGUUAGAUGUGGGUGCGUAAUAAUUGGAUUUGGCUAGGUUUGGUCUUGAAAAAUUUGGCUCCUCGGCUGGUAUUUGCCUAAUAACCUAGUGUAAUUCAGCUUGAGGAUAUUGGGUCUGUGCUUGAGGGUUAUAAUUAUGUUUGUUAGACAUUAUUUGUGGUAAUAAAGAAAAUUUUGGUCCCACAA
This is a messenger RNA of Elaeis guineensis (African oil palm), 2438 nucleotides long. The record is from RefSeq and is a predicted model, not a curated record. NCBI's taxonomy places the organism in Eukaryota, Viridiplantae, Streptophyta, Magnoliopsida, Arecales, Arecaceae.